Messenger RNA from Zingiber officinale, 2430 nucleotides. RefSeq names its product oligopeptide transporter 5-like. Bases 1 to 2430 code for a protein of 809 amino acids. Gene Ontology annotation, biological process: transmembrane transport. Gene Ontology annotation, molecular function: oligopeptide transmembrane transporter activity. NCBI's taxonomy places the organism in Eukaryota, Viridiplantae, Streptophyta, Magnoliopsida, Zingiberales, Zingiberaceae. The record is from RefSeq and is a predicted model, not a curated record. The transcript is spliced from 7 exons.
AUGACUGAAGAGGAUCCUGAAGAGUUCGAAAAGGAUCCAGAAAUGAUCGAGGAGGAUCCAGAAGAGGAUCCAAUUGAGGAUCCCAUAGAGAAUCCUGAAGCUGUCUUGCUUGAAAUUACCCCAAAUAAGUCCAGACUGAAAGGGAUAAUAACCAUCUCCAUUCAAUCAACCUUCAACUUCAAUCUCCUUAGCAUGGCUGCUUCAGUUUCCGAUAAUAAUCCUCAGAAAUCGAAUGAUGAAGUGGAGAACAAGGAUGACAGCCCGAUCGAGCAGGUGCGGAUGACGGUGCCGACGACCGACGAUCCGUCGUUGCCAUGCCUGACGAUCCGGACGUGGAUCAUCGGCGUUUUCAGCUGCGUCCUCCUCUCCUUCGUCAACCAGUUCUUCAGCUACCGCACCAACCAGCUCUCCAUCUCCAGCGUCUGCGUCCAGAUCCUGGCGCUGCCCAUCGGCCGCUGGAUGGCCCGCGUCCUCCCGCCGGCGAUCAUCCGGAUCCCUCUACUCAACUGGUCCUUCUCCCUCAACCCCGGCCCCUUCAACAUGAAGGAGCACGUCCUCCUCACCAUCAUCGCCAGCGCCGGCGCCGGCGGCGAUUACGCCGUCGGCAUCGUCACCAUCGUGAAGGCCUUCUACCACCGCGGCAUCAACGUCAUGGCCGCCAUCCUCCUCACACAAACCACUCAAUUGUUAGGAUUCGGCUGGGCUGGAUUGUUCAGAAAAUUCUUGGUGGAUUCUCCUUACAUGUGGUGGCCUGCCAAUCUCAUUCAGGUCUCUCUAUUCAGAGCGCUGAACGAAGAAGAACGGCGGCCAAAGGGCGGCGUGACGCGGCUCCAGUUCUUCCUCAUUUGCAUGGCCUGCAGCUUCUGCUACUACGUCGUCCCCAACUACUUCUUCCCGACCAUCACCUGCAUCUCGAUCCUCUGCUUCAUUUGGAAGGACUCCAUCACCAUCCACCAGAUCGGCUCCGGCAUGAGCGGCCUCGGCGUCGGCGCCAUCGCCUUCGACUGGGCCACCGCCGCCAUGAUCUGCAGCCCCAUAGCGGCGCCCAUCUUCGUCCUCUUCAACGUCCUCGCCGGCUACGUCAUCCUAGUCUACAUCAUCAUGCCCCUCUGCUACUGGAACAACCUCUACGACGGUCGCCGCUUCACCUUGCUCAGCUCGCACCUCUUCGAGCGCUCCGGCAAGCCCUACGACCUCAGCCGCGUCCUCGACACCAAGACCUUCACCCUCAACGUCGAGGAGUACGAGAACUACAGCCGCAUCUACAUCAGCACCUUCUUCGCCAUGGCCUACGGCAUCGGCUUCGCCACCCUCACCGCCACCCUCUCCCACGUCUUCCUCUUCGACGGCCAGUACAUGCUCAAGCUGUGGCGGCAGGCGACGUCCAAGGCGAACGUGAACUUCCUGGACGUGCACGGCCGGAUCAUGAAGGCCAACUACGCCGCAGUGCCGCAGUGGUGGUUCCACCUCCUCCUCGUCGUCGUCACCGCGCUCUCCAUCUACACCUGCGAGGGCUUCGGCCGCGCCCUGCAGCUGCCUUACUGGGGCCUCUUCCUCGCCAUGGCCAUGGCCUUCGUCUUCACCCUGCCCGUCGGGAUCAUCACCGCCACCACCAAUACGACGCCUGGACUGAACAUAAUAACAGAGAUGGUGAUCGGUUACAUAAUGCCGGGAAAGCCAUUGGCCAAUGUGGUGUUCAAAACCUACGGCUAUAUGAGUAUGUCCCAAGCCAUCACCUUUCUCAGCGAUUUCAAGCUCGGUUACUACAUGAAGAUUCCUCCUAGAUCCAUGUUCAUCGCUCAGUUGGUGGGUUCGGUGAUCGCCAACGCGAGCUACUUCUGGACGGCGUGGUGGCUGCUCACCGACGUCCCCCACAUUUGCGAUACCAACCAGUUGCCAGACGACACCCCAUGGACGUGCCCCAGCGACUCCGUCUUCUUCAGCGCCUCCGUUAUCUGGGGCGUCGUUGGCCCUGCCCGGAUGUUCGGCCCCGGCUCCAUCUACGCCGGCCUCAACUACUUCUUCCUCCUCGGCCUCCUCGCCCCCGCCGUCGUCUACCUCUUCCACCGCCUCUUCCCGGAGAAGAAGUGGAUCCCGCUCAUCAACUUCCCCGUCAUCUUCGGCUCCUCCGGUAGCAUGCCCCCUAACAAGGCCAUCAACUACAACUGCUGGUUCAUCGUCGGCUUCGUCGUCAACUACUGGGUGUUCAAGCACCACAAGCAGUGGUGGGGGCGCUACGCCUAUGUCAUGUCUGCCGCCCUCGACGCCGGCACGAGCUUCAUGGGCGUCGUCGCCUUCUUCGCCCUCGGGAACUAUAACAUCUACUCUAUCAACUGGUGGGGAGGUGUCACCGAGGACUAUUGUCCCCUUGCUAAAUGCCCCACCGAGCCCGACGCCUACAUCCCCAAGGGAUGUCCUGAACUUCAUUGA